Mya arenaria is the source of this 2021-nucleotide messenger RNA. RefSeq names its product zinc finger protein 816-like. The coding region runs from base 88 to 777 and encodes 229 amino acids. The transcript has 2 exons. The record is from RefSeq and is a predicted model, not a curated record. Gene Ontology annotation, molecular function: DNA-binding transcription factor activity; RNA polymerase II cis-regulatory region sequence-specific DNA binding. Gene Ontology annotation, biological process: regulation of transcription by RNA polymerase II. NCBI's taxonomy places the organism in Eukaryota, Metazoa, Mollusca, Bivalvia, Myida, Myidae.
UGUAAUGGUGGAUUGAGUAUAACAUUUCUUUGCCUUAAAAGUUGUUCGAAGUUUUUAACCAAUUCAUCAGAACAGUUCUGUAUUCAUAUGGAACUGCACACAGGAGAAGAGCCAUACAAAUGCGAGGUCUGUGGGGCUCAUUUAUGCCGGAACUUUGAUUUAAAGCGUCACAUGAAAGAACAUUUAGUAGAGAAACCAUAUAAAUGUGGUAUGUGUGAUGCUGCUUUUUCUCUAAAAUGUGUUUUAAUGGAACAUCUUAGAAUACACACAGGAGAGAAGGCGUACAAGUGUGAUGAGUGUGAUGCUGCAUUCUCUCAGAAAGGUAAUUUACAAUCGCAUAUACGGAUACACACUGGAGAGAAGCCAUACUCGUGUGAGUUGUGUGAUGCUGCUUUCCCUCGGAAUUCUGCAUUACGGAGACAUGUAAGCAUACACACUGGAGAAAAGCCAUACUCGUGUGAGGUGUGUAAUGCUGCUUUCUCCCAGAAAACUGAUUUACAUAAACAUAUAAGAAUACACACAGGAGAGAAGCCAUUCAAGUGUAAGAUAUGCGCUGCCGCUUUCUCUCGUAAUGGUUGUUUACAACAACAUUUAAGCAAACAUACAGGGGAUAAGCCAUAUCAGUGUGAGGUAUGUGAUACUGCUUUCUCCCGGAAAGGUCAUUUACAACAACACAUGAGAACACACACAGGAGAGAAGCCAUACAAGUGUAAGGUGUGUGCUGCUGCUUACACUCGGAAUGGUGAAUUACAAAAACAUAUGAGAAAACAUACAUGAGAUAAAUCAUAAAAGUGUGAGGUGUGUGCUCCUGCUACAAGUGUAGUCCAAACUACAUAGCUGGCCAUUAGCAUUUUUCAAAUGAAUCAAUAUCAAUAUAAGUUUACUUGUGUAUCAGUAAAGCAUAGACUUGAUAUAUUCGACAAACUUAUUGCUCCAAUUUUGAAUAAUACAGGAGUGGUUUGGGGUUUUGUCCAAGGUAAUGCAGUUGAAUGAGUUCAUCUUCAAUUCUGCAAACGUCUACUCGGCGUCCAAAAGACAUACAGAUUGACUUCAUUUUCAAAGAAUUUAAUAGGAAGAUUAAGCUUUUUUAACUAUUAUAUAUAUAAAUAAAAUUGAAUAUUUGUUAAAACUAUUGUAUAUAGAUAAUAAUAAGUGCAUAAAAAGGUUUAUAUUAUGCCUAAAAAUGACGUGGACAAACCGAAUUGGUGUUCACUUACUUAAGACCUUCAUUGUAGUUUAGGCUUAUUAGAUGCAUUGCUUUAUCAAGAAAUAGGUAAUCUUUAAUUAUUUUUGUCAUUAGUAAAACAGCGGCUGUAAGAUAAUUAUUCUGGAUUGACAUGGAAGACUUCAUGCAUCGACUACAGCUAGAUUUUAUGUAAAUGUGUAGUUUUAGACUUCAGCCAUACCUCGAAAUAUUGAAUGUUACAAAGUUCCGUUAGUCUAUGUCUAAAUUGUGGCUAUCCAUAGUUAUUGGUUUUUAUUCACCUUCAUGUUUGCCUUAUAAGAAAAGUAAUGGUAGUACACUGGGAUUUGGCCAACCUCAAAGAAAACUAAAUGUAUAAUUUUUGGUGUUACGUAUCUACAAAGGCAUUUCUUAACCACAUUAGUCGAUUAUGAAUUAACGUUGAAGACACCAAUAUAUAUUUGUACUUGCAUUUCAUUGUGGUUUUGCGAUUUCUUAAUGUUUCUAAGAUAAAGAGUUACAAUCGGUGUCAUUUCUUGUGUUUUAAGAGAUGGGAUCCACUGAAGGUUGUUUUCAGUUGCUGUCCAAGCUCACCGAUACAAUUACGGCGAGCUUUUUUGUUCUGAUAAUGUUGUUAUAACAUUGCCAAUAUUUUUGUUAUUUUUUUUCAAUAAUCAUUAAAUAUCUCCAUAUAACAUAAAUAGAACUAGUGCAUACCGGAAAUAAAACCGCUAUAUACUUAUAUAAUGAAAUUAUGCUCCCCGGUAUUUGUUUUGUGUAAUGUGCACAAUGCUUGUUACGUUUUGUAAAUUUACUAUGAAUAAAAUAGUUAAGCGGA